AGAAAGAUAAUUCUAGUGUUCUAUAGAUUGUGUGAUCUAGACAGUCUUAGUACAGAAAUAAGUCAUACCUAUUCAGUCAUUCAGUGGCUUCAGUGCGUCUAUCGGGAUGCUCGGAGUAAUCAGCUGAUCGUGUUGUUGCGAACUACAAAGUAUAAAAUAAUGUAAAACAUAAUUUUUUGUUCCUUGCCGAUUCUAUCGUCUAUUUUAUUCCGCGAGAAAUAACGUAUACAAGAUAUAUUACAUUGUGCCAUGGCAACCAAGGAAGAGGUAAACAGUGCAACUACUGAUGCAAAGAUUGAAGAGACACCAGAUAACUUAACAACGGAAGAUCCACCGGCCAAUUUAGAGACCAUCCCUGAGGGAAACGCGACACGAAAUGAGCUUCAGACAGUGCCAAAGGACAAAUCAAAGAUUGAUAUACUGCUGAAGGCUACUGCUAACGCUCCAAUUAUGAAACAGAAAAAAUGGUCAGUUUGUCAAGACAAUCCUAUCGGACGGAUUUCUGAAUUUAUAAAGAAGUAUCUCAAGCUGGAUUCCAAUGAGAGACUGUUUCUCUAUGUUAAUCAAACAUUUGCACCUGCUCCAGAUCAGACGGUCAAGAAUUUGUAUGACUGCUACGGUGCUGACGGAAAGUUGGUUAUACAUUACUGUAAGAGUCAAGCAUGGGGCUGAGAUUUGUUAAAAUUAGCUUGCCAAUAUUAAUUUUCUCCGACAAAGAAUAAUAUAUAAGUUGAUA
Mycetomoellerius zeteki is the source of this 736-nucleotide messenger RNA. RefSeq names its product Autophagy-related 12 (gene Atg12). Gene Ontology annotation, cellular component: autophagosome membrane; phagophore assembly site membrane; cytoplasm. The transcript has 4 exons. Gene Ontology annotation, biological process: protein lipidation involved in autophagosome assembly; autophagosome maturation; piecemeal microautophagy of the nucleus. The record is from RefSeq and is a predicted model, not a curated record. Lineage: Eukaryota; Metazoa; Arthropoda; Insecta; Hymenoptera; Formicidae. Gene Ontology annotation, molecular function: Atg8-family ligase activity. Bases 250 to 672 code for a protein of 140 amino acids.